Messenger RNA from Drosophila rhopaloa, 1670 nucleotides. RefSeq names its product probable cytochrome P450 316a1 (gene Cyp316a1). Lineage: Eukaryota; Metazoa; Arthropoda; Insecta; Diptera; Drosophilidae. The record is from RefSeq and is a predicted model, not a curated record. Gene Ontology annotation, molecular function: oxidoreductase activity, acting on paired donors, with incorporation or reduction of molecular oxygen; iron ion binding; monooxygenase activity. The transcript has 4 exons. Bases 105 to 1553 code for a protein of 482 amino acids.
CAUCCGUGAGAUAAGCUUUGCCCCUCGAACGGCCAUAAACUGAGGAGCGGAUAGAUGCAAGCGAUUGCGAUUCGCGAGGGCUGUGUUUUUGCUCAGUUGAAAACAUGAUCUUGACCACCACAUUCGUGUGCUUUUGCCUGGCCUCGGCCUUUAACUAUUUCAGGACCCGUCGGCAGCGGUCGCUGAUCAAGAAUCUCAAAGGACCCUUCACCUGGCCACUGUUGGGAUCAAUGCACAAAUUGCUGUUCUUAAGUCCAAAAAAUUUCUUUCAGCGCAAUACGGAAUACCUCACCAAAUAUGGUUCCUUGAGCCGCUGUUGGGUCUUCCAUCGACUUUUUAUUCCACUGGCGGAUCUGGAGCUCAGCAGGCAGCUUCUGGAAAGUAAAACGCACUUGGAGACGGGCUAUGAACUAAUGAAGGAUUGGCUGGAUGGAGGUGUCCUCAUGUGUCAACCGGAUCACUGGCAAAAGCGACAUGGAUUAAUCAGCGGGCUUUUUGGCAAGGAAAACUCAAAACAGCUGAUGGAACUAUGUCGCCAGCAGGCUGAGAAACUGCAUCAAAAGUUGGUGGAACGCGCAGACCAAAAGGUGUUUGAUAUCUGGGAAUUGGUGGCUCCCAAUGUCUUGGAGCUCAUGGUAAUGACCACCUGCGGCGCAAGUCCCAGCGAGGAAUAUGCCAAGAACCUAGCAGAUUUAUCAGAGCUCUAUAGAAAACGCUUUCUCAGCCUGCAGUCUGCCAACAGAUUUAACUAUUGGCUCAGCUCACCUUUUAUGAGAAGACAUCAGAAUCGUUUAAUUAGAAGACUGAAUGAGGAGCACAAGGAUCUGAUAGCCAGGCAACAAAAACCAAACAAGAUGGGCGAUGUUUUGGUCGUGAAUCACUUAGAGCCACUUCCCCAAAAGUGUCAUGAUUCCCUGCUCGAUCUUCUCCUGGAAAGUAAGGAACCCGAACUUACAUCUGGGGAAAUCUGUGGGGAGCUGAAUACCUGUAAUUACCUGGGAUAUUUGCUCUGCAGUUCGGCACUUUGCUUUGCCCUCGUCACCAUUGCAAGAAAUCCAUCGGUGCAACAAAGGUGUUGGGAGGAGUUAAAACUAGCUCAGAGCAAGGAUCAGGAAUUGGACUUGGAAAAGCUUCCUUAUUUAGAAGCUGUGCUAAAGGAAACCCUGAGACUCUAUCCGCCACAGGUGAUUGUUGGACGACAAUUUAAGCAGGAUUUUCCAUACACACAUAGUAUCAUAGGAGAUGGAGAUCUACCCUUUGGUUCCGAGAUCUACAUUAAUCUUUAUGAGCUGCAGCGCAAUGAAAAUCGCUAUCCGAAAGCUAACAACUUUGAUGCGGAACGAUUUCUAGACUCUCCCCCGGAAAUCCUAAGUUUUAGUCUGGGGCCCCGAUGCUGUCCAGCCAGUAACUUUAGUAUUGGGCUACUGAAAACUCUGCUGGCUCCUAUUAUCACCCGAUUUGAACUGUUGCCCUACGGCGAUGAACUGAAAUUGAAUAUGCGACUUAUUUUGGGAUCUUCCAAUGGAUUUCAGUUGGCUUUAAAACCACGAUAAGGUUGUCCAAAAAUGUAUAUAUAAUCCAUAAAAUAUUGAAGAAACAGGAAAGAAAUCUUAAUUUGACUAGCCUUAAAAAAUUUGUAUAAAAACGUUAUAAUCCGAGGAAAAGUAUUU